Cydia splendana is the source of this 2303-nucleotide messenger RNA. RefSeq names its product transaldolase (gene Taldo). Gene Ontology annotation, cellular component: intracellular anatomical structure; cytoplasm. The transcript is spliced from 8 exons. NCBI's taxonomy places the organism in Eukaryota, Metazoa, Arthropoda, Insecta, Lepidoptera, Tortricidae. Gene Ontology annotation, molecular function: transaldolase activity. The record is from RefSeq and is a predicted model, not a curated record. Bases 97 to 1095 code for a protein of 332 amino acids. Gene Ontology annotation, biological process: pentose-phosphate shunt; carbohydrate metabolic process; pentose-phosphate shunt, non-oxidative branch.
CGAUUGUGAACUUAGAGGUUAUAUUCGCGUUCUGUCCGCAUUCGGCAUAAUAUUCACGCUCUACUUAUAACAAUACAGUAGCACCUAAUAGUCAGUAUGAGUGGUGAACCUCAAGCAAAGCGCACCAAAAUGAGCGCCCUUGACCAGCUGAAGCAGGCAUCUACGGUGGUCGCCGACACCGGGGACUUUGAAGCCAUGAAGGCAUACAAGCCUACAGAUGCCACCACCAACCCCAGCCUGAUCCUGUCGGCUGCGGCGAUGGAGCAAUACCAGCAUAUUCUGGACAAAGCUAUCAAGCACGGCAAAGAUACUGGCAGCACCAUUGAGGAACAAGUGAGCGAAACACUAGACAUGCUGAGUGUACUCUUUGGAUGUGAGAUCUUGAAAAUCAUCCCUGGUCGGGUGUCUGUUGAAGUUGACGCCAGACUGUCAUUCGACAAAGAAGCCAGCAUUGCGAAGGCUAUCAAGCUCAUCAACGCCUUCUCCGAGUAUGGCAUCAAGAAGGAGAGGAUCCUUAUCAAGCUGGCAUCCACCUGGGAAGGCAUCCAAGCUGCCAAGGAAUUGGAGAAGAAGCACGGCAUCCAUUGCAACCUGACGCUGCUGUUCUCUCUCUACCAAGCAAUCGCGUGCGCGGAGGCUCAUGUCACCCUCAUCUCGCCGUUCGUCGGCAGGAUCCUGGACUGGUACGUGGAGCACACAAAGAAAACGUAUGAGGGCAAGGAGGACCCCGGCGUGGUGUCCGUCACACGCAUCUUCAACUACUACAAGAAGUUCGGCUACAACACACAGGUGAUGGGCGCGUCGUUCCGCAACACGGGCGAGAUCCGCGAGCUGGCGGGCUGCGACCUGCUCACCAUCAGCCCCAAGCUGCUGCAGGAGCUGGCCGCCAGCGACCAGCCGCUGCCAAAGGUGCUUGACCCAAAAGCGGCGGCAAAGAGCGAUAUAGAGAAGGUAUCGUUGACGGAGGCCCAGUUCCGCUGGCACAUGAACGAGGACCAGAUGGCCACGGACAAGCUCUCGGACGGCAUCAGGAAGUUCGCCGCAGACACCAGGAAACUCGAGACCCUCAUACGGAGCCUGCUCGCCAAGAAGUGAAACACUACCCACUAGGCAGUGAAUAUGUAAUAAGUAUCGUUUUCGUAAUAAGCAUACCGUUGGGUCUAUAUUGGGUCGCAUAAUAAUUGAUUGUCCUAAUGUAAUGUUACGCAUAAAACUCAUUUCGCAUAAUUGUUAUUGUGUUGAAACUAUUAACAUUUCUAAAAAAAUAUAAAACAAAUCUAACCUACCCUAUUCUACACAACCUAUGCAAAAUAUUUUCGAAAAUACUUUCUGUUUCAGCUGGAGAAAAAUUAUGAGAAAAGAGUUUUAUGCGUAACAUUACAUUAGGACGAUCAAUUAUGCAACGAAAUAGGCACCGCAUACCGUGAUAUGAAGUCCAUAUAAAGGUAUAUGGACUAUUCACGUAGGUCAAGAUUGUAGAAGUACCUACAAUCACUGUUUUUAUUGAAGCUCAUAUAAUUAGUGAAUUGGACGUAAGGUUCAAAGUUGGGUUGUAAUAGUAUAUAUUUUAUAAAGUAGCAAAGAUAAAUAUCUUUCAUUUGCAUUAAACAUUAUCAGGUACAAGUUGUUAAUAAUACUUAUGGUGGUAGGUUUACAUGUUUAACCUUUUCGACGCCGUGUCAAACACCAAAGCUGUCAUUCGGACGCCACGUCACCCAAGUUUCAAAACUGAAAUUGAACUUUAUGCAUAUGCACGUAGGUCUAUGUUGCUCUGUGGUCUGUGACCGAUUAAUCGGUCUUUGGCGUUGAACCUGCGGUGCGGAUAUAUCGGUCAUUGGCGUCCAAAAGGUUAACCUCAUUUGGUAUGCAAAAGGUUAACUAAAAACUAAUAUUUUACAAAUAAUUGUAUCAUUCUUAUAAACUAAAUAAUUUAGAUAUUUAAUUAUCUUUGUUAAUUAUAAUUAUCUAAGAGUUCUUCUGCUUUCUUUUAAUUACGAAAAAAUACGAAGGGAUACUUAUUUUAUUUACUCCAUUAAAACUACUCGUUUAAAAUCGAUGUUGAUAAAUAUACAUAUAGUCAAGGAAUAUUAUUAUCAAUGUUUUUUGAAAAUUGUUUACAUAUUUUGGAUUCCUUUUAUAUGUUUAUUUACCUAAGCGUAAAUGUCUAUUUAGAGUUUAAUUGUGAAAUGGCUAUUAAUUGAAGUACAAAAUUGGGAGUAUUGGGACCAUAAAUCUACAAAAACUGUACAUUCCUAUGUUUUACAUUUUUGUUGUAACAAAAUAAAUCAGGUGAUUUGUAACUA